Molecule: messenger RNA, 1877 nt
Organism: Schizophyllum commune H4-8
Lineage: Eukaryota; Fungi; Basidiomycota; Agaricomycetes; Agaricales; Schizophyllaceae
Exons: 3
Coding region: 164-1747 (527 amino acids)
Source: RefSeq, a predicted model, not a curated record
GACGCCGAAUCUCAACCUAUCAGUGAUGAAGGAACGCUGCAUCACCUCCUGAUAGGUCGUGCAUCAAGCUCUUGACGCCGUCAAGGUCGGAGAGCGGCUCUGCUUGCGUAUAAGACUGCGAUGCCCUUGCCAACUUCGCGCAAGACCCCUGCAUCGCACGACCAUGGCCGCACCCACGAAGUCGUACCCCACCCUGGGCGUCGACCCUCUCCCUACGCGAGCCAGCUGGUGUCGCGACCCCAGGGUCCCAGACCGCCUUAUUCGUGAGGCCGAUGCCUGCGGACGCGUCUGCGACGUCAUGCACUUCCUUCGCCCGGGCGACGACAACAUCUGGUUUGGCAUCACCGUCUCGCUGGCGACUCCCCUCCCCACCGACACGCUCGUCGCGCUCCUCAAGAAAGCGUGGGUCCUCGUACGCUGGGAGGUGCCGACGAUCGCUGCCAUCACCGUCCAUGAACCGCGUUCUGACCACGCGCUGCUGCCCAAAUCCUGCAUCGCGUACGACCCGGUGAAGUCGCAGGCCGAGCUCGACGGGUGGAUGGUGAAGUCCGUGCAAGUACACGAGGGCGUUGACAUCCAUGAGUUGCGGGAGCAGCUGGGCCCGACGCCAAUCCCGCAGAAGGUCGGCGACCUGCAGACGAUCUUGCGCGUGUGCCCAGGCGAGGAUGGCAAAUUCGGCCUGAUCUUCAACUCGUCGCAUCUCGCGUUCGACGGCUCGGGCUGCAAGAGCGUGUACACGCGUCUCUUGAGGCAUGUCGAAGGAAUGAUAAUGGAUCCGGGUUACGAGAAGGCGCAGCAAGCUCACAUCGAGUGGGGAAAGGAAAUUGAGCACCUCUUGCCCGGACACGCCGACGUGCUGGGAGACGCAGAGGAUGCGUCCUUUGCAGAGGACACGGCGACGAAGGUGAUGUCUGCCCUCGAAGAGAAGAUGCCGACAUACCACCCACUUGUCUCUGUCAAUCAGCCGUUGUACCCAGGACACGAGAACAAGACCCGCCACCUCGACUAUGACUUCACCCUCGAAGAAAGCGCCGCCCUGAAAGCUACGUGCAAAGUCAGCGACACAAACCCCGUCAAGCUAACCAUGAAUCACCUGGGUAUGUUCCCCACCUUGCACAUCGUGUAUUUCUCGCUGACCAUCCACCCAGUCCAAGGCGCCCUCUGCUUCCUCGUCCUCCGCGACAACCCACCGUCCCCAGACGCGCACACCAACCUCAUCUUCUGGGGCAUGGUCGGCGGCCGCAAGCGCCUCCGCCCGCCCUACAACGCCCCCGGCGCCUACCCCGGCAUCUGCAUCACCAUGAGCGAUCUCGUCAUCCCUGCCGUCCUGCCCCCAGGCUCCACCCGCGAGCAAGUCCUCCACCUCGCGCACGCUGUACGCCGCGAGUAUGAAAGGCAAGCCGCCCUUCCCGGCCUCGUCGCCGCCGCGGACGGGGUCGCGGACGGGCUGUCGGCGAUGAUGGCAGCGUCGAAGGAGCCGCUGAGCAUGCCGGUUUAUUCAGGCGAUGGGGUAGGCGAGGAGGACUUGCAGCCGAGGUACCCGAUGGAGGGGCCGCCGGUGCUGGAGAUUGACGACCUGAUGGUGUCGGGGAAUCACUCGGAUCCGGGACCGUCCUGCAGGGCGACGCAAUGGAAGGGUCGCGUCAAGAUCGCCAUGGAUGUCAACUUACUAGGCGUCAAGGCAGAGGUCGCCGAAGGCUGGAUCAAGACAUGGGCCGACCUGCUCUUGGCCGUCGUCUCCAAUUAGUCUUGAACACGCACCACGUACCAAGAAGAUAUAGUGGCGCACGCCGAAGUAUAGAUUGUACAAUAGUCGAAAUGUCCGUAGUAAAUGAACGGCUAGAUGUAACGUCCGUGAAUGUACAUAUUAGUCUGCG